Sesamum indicum (sesame) is the source of this 909-nucleotide messenger RNA. RefSeq names its product RNA-binding protein csdA. Lineage: Eukaryota; Viridiplantae; Streptophyta; Magnoliopsida; Lamiales; Pedaliaceae. Gene Ontology annotation, molecular function: mRNA binding. Gene Ontology annotation, cellular component: cytoplasm. The record is from RefSeq and is a predicted model, not a curated record.
GCCCCUUCUCCUUCAACACCACCACCACCACCCCCGGCCUCCAAUAUAUAACUUCUCAUUCUCACACUCACACUCACACUCCCCCCCAUAUAUACACACAAACACGCACAUUCAUUCAUUUCUGUCUCUGCAUUAUUAACUUACUUAUUCGGGAAAAAUGAACAGACCGGGAGACUGGAACUGCAGGUCCUGCCAGCACCACAACUUCCAAAGAAGAGACUCCUGCCAGCGGUGUGGGGACCCCAGGCCCGGUGAUUACGGGAGCUUCGGCGGCAGAGUCGGGUCCGGGUUCGGCUUCAGCACCGGCCCAGAUGUCAGGCCUGGCGACUGGUACUGCGCCGUCGCCAACUGCGGCGCCCACAACUUCGCCGGCCGCUCCAGCUGCUUCAAGUGCGGCGCUCUCAAGGAUGAAAUCGGCAUCGGCGGAGGAGGAUUCGGGUUUGAGAGCGAGCUCUCGCGUCGUGGAUUCAUGUUCGGAGGUGGCGGCCGCUCCGGAUGGAAAUCCGGCGACUGGAUUUGCACCAGGUCCGGCUGCAAUGAGCACAACUUCGCUAGCAGGAUGGAGUGCUUCAGGUGCAAUGCACCGAGGGAGUCGAGCAGCAAAUCUUCGUUCUAAUAAUAAUAAUUAUAUAUAUAACAGCCCACCAUCAUUCUCUACUUUUGGGUUGAAGAUAAGAAAGAAUCAAGAUCGGAGCACUCCACCAGAAGUAGCCGAUGAAUGAAAGCUUUUUUUGUCUCCACUCCACGUCAUCACUAGCUCUAGCUACUUUGCCUUAAUGUCCCUGUUUUUUUUUUUUUUUUAAUGUUUAAUUUACUUUUCCAAGUUUAGGCAAAUUUGGUGACAUUAUUUAAAUUUGUGGGCUUUGUAGCAGUAUGAAUAUUAUAUAGUUAGUAGGCAUUUUCUUGUUA